This is a messenger RNA of Penicillium soppii, 510 nucleotides long. Its product is annotated as nonribosomal peptide synthase. NCBI's taxonomy places the organism in Eukaryota, Fungi, Ascomycota, Eurotiomycetes, Eurotiales, Aspergillaceae. The transcript has a single exon. The record is from RefSeq and is a predicted model, not a curated record. Bases 1 to 510 code for a protein of 169 amino acids.
AUGACCAGGAGCCAGCCUUUCCAACAACCAGAAGGGGCAGAUGCUCGUGUCUGUAUCUUUCCCCAGCUCAGCAAAACGGAAGGCUAUGGUGCCGUCCACCAUCAAACAGACCUGGUGGAAAUUCCUAUCGCUUGUAUUGAUAAGGUACUUGAGGGCGAAGGUAUCACCAUAAGCUCCUUCGUCUUGGUGGCAUGGGCUGUCACUCUGCGGUGUUUCACCGAAUGUCAAACUGCACAGCUUUGGGUAGGAAAUGGCAUCGAGGCACUCUCCAACACCAGUCUGGACGGAUUGAUAGAUCUUCUUUCCAUUCCAAUUGAAUCUGAGAGUUCACUGAAAAGCCUCUGUCAGUACACAAAGUGGACAAUGACACAUCUCCAUCGACCGGGACAUGCUCCUUGCAAUGUUGGCAUAAUAUUUCAAAAACCUGUCGUUAUUGACUGUCCGACCACACACGAAGACGAAAAUAGAUUUGAUGACUGGCCCUCUGUAAGUGGUGUCUCCGCCCGAUAA